Molecule: messenger RNA, 1290 nt
Organism: Lolium rigidum
Lineage: Eukaryota; Viridiplantae; Streptophyta; Magnoliopsida; Poales; Poaceae
Product: transcription factor RF2a-like
Exons: 4
Coding region: 1-1083 (360 amino acids)
Biological process (GO): regulation of DNA-templated transcription
Cellular component (GO): nucleus
Molecular function (GO): DNA-binding transcription factor activity
Source: RefSeq, a predicted model, not a curated record
AUGGGCAGGCCUCCGGUUCAGAGCGGUGGUGGUGGCGGCUGCAAUGUCCUGCCUCCGAAACCCUCGCUCUCGCUGUCGCCGCCGACGGAGGAACCUCCGGAGAGUGACAUCAGCCACAUGCCGGACUCCCCUGCGCGCAGCCUCGGCCACCGCCGCGCGCAUUCAGAGAUCAUCGGCCUCCCCGACGACCUUGACCUCGGCGUCCCCGGCGCCUGCGGCGACGGGCCGUCGCUGUCGGACGAGAACGAGGAGGAGCUCUUCUCGAUGUUCCUCGACACCGAGAAGUUCAACGCGCAGCUGCGCGAGGCGUCGGAGACGGGGUCGUCCUGCGCCUCGGCGGGGCCGAGGCCGCGGCAUCACCACAGCCAUUCCAUGGACGCGUCGAGCUCUUUCGACGCGGAGCAGCUGCUCGGGACGCCGGCGACGGAAGGGAUGUCGACGGUGGAUGCCAAGAAGGCAAUGUCGAACGCGAAGCUCGCAGAACUAGCCCUUGUCGACCCAAAGAAGGCAAAGAGGAUUUGGGCCAAUAGACAAUCAGCAGCGAGAUCGAAAGAAAGGAAGAUGCGAUAUAUUUCUGAACUUGAGCGGAAGGUGCAAACGCUACAUGCAGAAGCAACGACAUUGUCAACCCAGUUGGCACUUCUACAUAGAGACACUGCUGGGUUGUCUACUGAGAACAGUGAACUGAAGAUGCGCCUGCAGAAUGUGGAGCAACAAGUCCAUUUACAAGAUGCUCUGAACGACGCCCUGAAAUCAGAGCUCCAGCGCCUGAAGAUGGCGACGGGCCAGAUGGGCAGCAACGUGGGAGGGAUGAACUUCAUGGGCCCGCCCCCGCCGCACUCGUUUGGAGGGAACCAGCCAAUGUUCCACAUCCAGAGCCAGGCGGCAAUACCGCCGAUGAUGCAGAUGCGCCCUCACCACCAGCAGCCACUGCUGCACCCUCUGCAACUGCAAGCCCAGCAGCUGCAGCUGCAACACCAAGCUGCUGCUGGUGCUGCACAACAAUCCAACCUGAAAAUGAAACGGACCAUCUCUGCCCCCAACCAGUGGAUUGGCGGGUGGUCCGAGAGCUGUGGCAAUUGAACGAGGUCCGACUACUUCGACGACCUAUUUGGAACGCAGGAAUUUCACGAAAAAUCUUGAAAUGUAUUACCUGAGGUACUCGGGGAAAAAGAUGCUGCAUUCUGAACAGACCGAGGGAGGCCAUAUUUUUAAGAAAGUAGUUAGAUAUCAAAAGAUCGUUUGUUCUUGGGUAUUACCCAUGGGUAGAUUUGUCGUUGAUCAAUAGCC